GAGAGAGGACAGAGAAAGAAGAGAGAGAAAGAGCUGAACUCCAACAUCAUUGGCAUUCAGUCACCGGACAAGAUGCUGAUCAGGACUCCGCCGCCAAAGAGACCUCGAGCCGCCGCCAUGGAGACCGGAGCUACCGGCAGCCCUCCGCCGGCGGCCGGCUCCGACCGAACUCUCGUUAUCUACGAGGAUCCUCUCUCCGCCACCCCUCCGCCGGCGGCCGGCUCCGACCGAACUCUCGUUAUCUACGAGGAUCCUCCCUCCGCCACCCCUCCGCAGCUCGACUCCUCCUCCUCUCACCAGAUGCUCUGCACCUACCAGUGUCGCCAAUUGGUCAAAGCGGAUUUUCUGGUCGCCUUGAGCAGCGCGGAGAAGGAGGCUCGCGAUUGUCAGUCCAGUUUGGAGGCGAUGAAUGAGAAAUUCUCCAAAGUUGAAGCUGAGAGGAAGAAGUAUCUUGAUCAAUUCUUAUAUACAGAGCAGGAACUUGCUGCUGCAAAAGGACGCGAACAAUCACUGCAAGAACAGCUUUUGAAGGAUGUCACUGAUUCUCAGGAACGUUUUAGAAAGCAAAUAGAGUCAUACAGCAAACUUGAGGUAAAGCUCCAAAGCGAAAUGAACCUCCGCAUGAAAGCCGAGUCUUCUGCAGCUUCAGCCGAAGAAGAUGUAGGUAUUUUGAAGGAAAAACUAAGCCAUCUUUCUGAAAGCACAGGAAGGGGGAGAAGAUGUCUCGAAAGUGAGAUUGAACAGCUGAAAGGAGACUCAAAGCUUUCAGCUACUAGAAUAAGUGCUGAACUUGAACGAAUGGAGUUCAGAGCUAACAAUGCAGAGAAAGAAUCACAGCUACUGAAAGAGCAGCUAGAAGAUUCACAGAAGCAAUUUAAGGAGUGUUUGCACCUGAAGGGUGAACUAGAGAAGAAAUUGUCAAGUUUCACAUUUCAAGAAGUUACUCCUAGUCCUACGGAGAGUCAUAUUUUGGUUAAACAUCUGCAAGAAGAGCUUAGGAACUAUGAGGCUGAAGUGAGAGAAGCUAGGAAGUUGAAAUCAUCUCAUGAAAAUAUCGAGUUGUUGAAGGAAAAACUUUUGGAAGAAAAAGGUCGUCGAGAGAGGGCAGAGUCAGAAUUGUCUAAAUUACAAGAGAUUCAGCUAAGUAUGAAGAAGUUGGAGGAUGAAUUGUCAUUUUGGAAGUUGGUGACUAAAGACAUUCCUGGAGUGUCUUGUUCUGAGGACCUACCUGUCAAGUUUGCAGCUUUACAGAGAGAGGUUAUUGAUGGCACAAUGAAGGUCGGUGAGGUAAAUGCUCGCCUGAAGCAAUUGGAGGUCGCUUUGGAUUCUGCUCAAAUAGAUAAACAAAAAGCCGAAGCUGAGGCUGCUUUGGCCAAGGAGAAGGCAGAAGUGUUGAAAUCUGAGGUUAAGCAGAUUCAGACGAUGCUUACCAUGGUCACUGAUGAAAGGGAUAACUUGAGAAAUAUUGUUAAUGAGUUGAAGAAAUCCAAUAGUGGUGAAGCAGGGAAUCAAGAAGCAAGUGGAACUGGAACACUUAUUCAGGGGCUUGAAUCAUGUAUUGAGAAGAAAGAAUGCUAUAUUAAAGAGUUGGAGACUAGUUUAAGUGUCCAAAAGGAAGCCAAUAAUUGUCAAUACGAGGAAGUUAAGUUACUCAAUGAGAGGUUAAAUAAUGAAGCAAAAAGAAUAAAAUCACUGGAGAGGGAGAAUGAUAGGCUUCGUUCAGAGAUCUCUUUAUUGGAGUCCAAGCUGGGCCAUGGUGAUUUUUCUGCUGCAAAUACCAAAGUCUUGCGCAUGGUAAAUACUUUAGCAGUCGAUAACGAGGCAAAACAAACCAUAGAGGCAUUAAGAACUGAGCUACAAAAGACGAAAGAGAGGUUACAAGCCGUUGAAGAAUUGAAAAGUCAGUCGGGUGACUCUGGGAAACUAGUCGAUUCAUACAUUUCAGGGAAGAUAACACAGUUAAAGGAACAAAUUGCAACAUUAGAAAAACGUGAAGAAAGAUACAAGACCGUCUUUGCCGAUAGAAUUUCAGUGUUCAGAAGGGCAUGUUGUGAAAUUUUCGGUUACAAGAUUGUAAUGGACGACCAACAGCGGCCUAAUGGAAUUCCGGUAACACGAUUUACUCUCCAAUCCAUUUAUGCACAAAGCGAUGACGAGAAGCUUGAAUUUGAAUAUGAAUCAGGGAAUACAAAUAUUUUGGCAAACAGUUAUAGCUCUCAGCGUGAGAUAUCACAGCAGGUUGAGAUAUAUAUUCGGAAGUUAAAUUCGAUUCCAGCUUUCACUGCUAACUUGACAGUGGAGUCUUUCAACAGGAGAACCCUGUCCUAAAAUGGUUCAACUCACCUUUGAAUUGGCAUAAAUCCAUCUCUACCGCAGAUGACUCGACGGGUCGUAUGAAUCUUUGACAUCCUAAACAGUCUUGCAUGUUGUUGGCUUUGUUUGCUGUUCCUGUAAUACGUCCACAUAAAAUGUUUUUGUUUCUGCUUAUGCAGAUAGCCAUGAGAAUUGAGAAAGAAGGUU
Molecule: messenger RNA, 2520 nt
Organism: Morus notabilis
Lineage: Eukaryota; Viridiplantae; Streptophyta; Magnoliopsida; Rosales; Moraceae
Product: mitotic spindle checkpoint protein MAD1
Exons: 16
Coding region: 73-2328 (751 amino acids)
Biological process (GO): mitotic spindle assembly checkpoint signaling; attachment of mitotic spindle microtubules to kinetochore
Cellular component (GO): kinetochore; mitotic spindle; nuclear envelope
Source: RefSeq, a predicted model, not a curated record